Messenger RNA from Octodon degus (degu), 6725 nucleotides. It is a transcript of the gene Tecpr2, whose product is annotated as tectonin beta-propeller repeat containing 2. The coding region runs from base 174 to 4403 and encodes 1409 amino acids. Lineage: Eukaryota; Metazoa; Chordata; Mammalia; Rodentia; Octodontidae. The record is from RefSeq and is a predicted model, not a curated record. The transcript is spliced from 20 exons. Gene Ontology annotation, molecular function: protein binding.
CGCCCUCGCGUCCCUCCUGCUGGCCGCCAGCCGGCGACGGCGGGCCUGCCCCGACCUCCGGGCUGCGUCCCCAUCUCUGCCCGCCGCAGGCCUUGACCCUGCCCCCAGGUUUCCCUUGAUGACGAGCACACAUCCCCUUUCCUGCCAGAAGACCUUGUGCAGGAGCCGUGGCCAUGGCAUCCACGCCGGACCCCGUGACCUUCCGCGAGUUCUGCCCGCUGUACCAUCUCCUCAAUGCCAUCCCUGCCAAGGUGCAGAAGGGCUUCCGCUCCCUGGUGGUGUACCUCACGGCACUUGAUGCCAAUGGGGACUACAUCGCUGUGGGCAGCAGCAUCGGCAUGCUGUACCUGUACUGCCGCCGCCUCAGCCACAUGCGAAAGUACAACUUUGAGGGGAAGACGGAGCCCAUCACUGUAGUGAAGCUGUUGAGCUGCUUUGAUGACCUGGUGGCCGCAGGCACAGCCUCGGGGAGGGUCGCUGUUUUCCAGCUGGUGUCCUCACUGCCAGGGAGGAACAAACAGCUUCGGAGAUUUGAUGUCACCGGGGUUCAUAGAACUAGCAUCACAGCGCUGGCCUGGAGCCCCAACGGGAUGAAGUUGUUCUCAGGGGACGACAGAGGGAAGAUCGUGUACUCCAUUCUGGAUCUCGACCAGGGGCUCUGCAGCUCGCUGCUAGUGCUGGAGGAGCCGGCGUCCAUCGUGCAGCUGGAUUACAGCCAGAAGGUGCUGCUGGUGUCCACCCUGCAGAGAAGCCUGCUCUUCUACACUGAGGAAAAGUCUGUCCAGCAGAUUGGGACUCAGGCAAGGAAGAGUACUGGGAAAUUUGGUGCUUGUUUUAUACCAGGACUGUGCAAGCAGAGCGACCUCACCCUGUAUGCAGCCCGGCCUGGGCUUCGGCUGUGGAAGGCCGACGUGCGAGGCUCAGUGCAGGCCACCUUCAUCCUCAAGGACGUCUUUGCCGGUGGGGUCACGCCCUUCGAGCUGUACCCACGUGUGGAUCCCACAGACCGGGGUGGCUGUGGCUCUCCUGAGAAGCACCUGGGGCUGGUGUCCUGCUUCUUCCGGGAAGGCUGGGUGCUGAGCUGGAACGAGUACAGCAUCUACCUUCUGGACACCGUGAGCCAGGCCACCAUUGCUGGUUUGGAAGGAUCGGGUGAUAUUGUGUCUGUUUCCUGCACAGAAAAUGAAAUAUUUUUCUUGAAGGGAGACCGGAACAUCAUUAGGAUUUCCAGCAGGCCCGAGGGACUGGCGUCAGUAGCUAGAGACAGUCUGGAGGUCGUGAGAUGUCCCGAAUACAUCCCUGUGGAGUGUCCGGAGAAGCCCCCUGGAGUCAGCACUGCAGGGACCAGGCUUAGGGCCUCCUCGGUGGCCAGUUCGGUGGCCAGCUCAGCAGCCAGCAAGCCCCGGAGCCGGAGCAGCUCGCUCACCUCCACCGACAGUGGCUCCAGUCUGCUGCUGCCCACACCUCCAGGCGGCCUGGAGCCCAGCAAAGGCGGACAGCCCCCCUCGCAGCGAUUCAGGGCCAUCAGUUCAGAGGACUUCGAGCAGGAGCUCAUCGUGAAGCCCAUCAGGGUGAGGAGGAAGAAGAAGAAGAAGACAGAAGGUGGAGGCAGCCACACCUGUGCGAGCUCCCUGGAGCCAACACCCUGCUCCGAGUUCCCCGGCAGCAGCCCCCGCUCCCUGAGCACGGAGCAGCUGUCCAUGACCUCGGGAGUCCCGGGCAGCAGUGUGGACCAGCUGAGCACGGAGUCACCUGCCGGCGAGAGCAGCCUCGGGGGCAGCGAGGUGAAUGGCGUCUUGCUGGAGAGUAACGACCCGGAAACAUUUAGCAUCGUGGAGGCACCUGAGUCUGCCCCCAACAUCCUGGACAAAGAAGCCGAUGCUGCCUCUCAAGCUCCACAGGGUCACCUAGCAUUGGAACCGGAGCUGCUCCCAAGGGACAGUGUGGAAGGUGACGAUGACAGGGGACUCAUAGAGCUGCCCACUUCUGUGAACGUUGACCCUGGCAAGAGACGUGUGUCCCACCCAGGCCAGGAUGGUGCUGCUGAGGCCCCCAAGGGGGAGGACAUGGAGGCCAAGGGCUCUCAGGGCCCUUCUCCAGAGCCCCUGCUCCUGGACUCCCUCACAGUGCCUCCCAGCGUCAGCAGGACCUCAAGGGCAGUGCAGUGGCUGCCUGUAGUCAGGGCUGCUGAGGGGAGCACUCAGCAGAUCUGUGAAGACCAGGGUAUCCCCAGGCUCCUCUGUGCAGAACCCUGGGCUGCUGCUGUCACUGACUAUGACUCAGGACAGAAGGAAAUACCCAUGUCUGAAAGUGACCUGAACAGUGGAAACAGACAGACAACUCCUCUCCUGACCACUUCUGCAGCUGGCACCCAGGAGCCUUGGCUUGAGCCACCAUCCCGGGACCCAGUGCUGACCUCCAGUGACGAGGAAGACAUCUACGCCCAUGGGCUGCCGUCUUCAUCCUCAGAGACAAGUGUCACAGAGCUCCGAGCCGGGCACUCUGUGCAGGACCUGAGCCAGCCUGGGAUGGAUGACCCCACCCUGCUCAAGUUGGAUCAGUUUGCAGAGAGCUGGAUGGGCUACUCAGGCCCUGGCUACGGCAUCCUCAGCCUGGUGGUGUCCGAGAAGUACGUCUGGUGCCUGGACUACAAGGGCGGCCUGUUCUGCAGUGCACUGCCAGGAGCCGGGCUCCGCUGGCAAAAGUUCGAAGAUGCCGUCCAGCAGGUGGCAGUGUCACCCUCAGGAGCCCUGCUCUGGAAGAUUGAGCAGAAGUCCAAUCGUGCUUUUGCGUGUGGGAAAGUCACCAUCAAGGGCAAGCGGCACUGGUAUGAAGCGCUGCCCCAGGCUGUGUUUGUGGCCUUGAGCGAUGACACGGCCUGGAUCAUCAGGACCAACGGCGACCUGUACCUGCAGACCGGCCUCAGCGUGGACCGCCCCUGUGCCCGGGCCGUGAAGGUCGACUGCCCCUACCCACUGUCCCAGAUCGCUACCCGGAACUGCGUGGUGUGGGCGCUGACAGAGCAGAGGGCCCUGCUGUACCGUGAGGGUGUGAGCAGUUUCUGCCCUGAGGGGGAGCAGUGGAAGUGUGACAUCAUCAGUGAAAAGCAAGCACUAGAACCUGUCUGUAUCACUCUCGGGGACCAGCACACUCUCUGGGCACUGGACGUCCGUGGGAAGCUGUGGUUCAGGACCGGUGUGGCGGCCAAGAAGCCCCAAGGGGAUGACGGUCACUGGUGGCAGGUGAGCAUCACAGACUACGUGGUGUUUGACCAGUGCAGCCUAUUCCAGACCAUCAUCCACGCCACGCACUCAGUGGCCACCGUAGCUCAAGCACCCGUGGAGAAGGUGGCAGACAAGCUGCGCACAGCAUUCUGGUCCCAGCAGCUUCAGUGCCAGCCCAGUCUGCUGGGGGUCAACAGCAGCGGCGUCUGGAUCUCCUCGGGCAAGAAUGAGUUCCACGUUGCCAAGGGAAGCCUCAUAGGCACUUACUGGAAUAAUGUGGUUCCCCGGGGGACUGCUUCCGCGACAAAAUGGGCCUUCGUGUUGGCUUCUGCAGCUCCCACCAAGGAAGGGAGCUCCUUGUGGCUGUGUCAGAGCAGCAAGGACCUGUGCAGCUUGAGUGCCCAGCACGUGGAGUGCCGGCCAUCCACGGUGCAGCUGCCGCCCGAUGCCGAGAUGUGCGCCUACGCUGCCUGCCAGGACGCGCUGUGGGCCCUGGACAGCCUCGGGCAGGUGUUCAUCCGCACGCUGUCCAAGAGCUGCCCCACAGGCAUGCACUGGACAAAGCUGGACCUCUCGCAGCUAGGAGCCGUACAGCUGACCAGCCUGGCCUGUGGAAACCAGCAUGUCUGGGCCUGUGACUCCAGGGGUGGAGUCUACUUCCGGGUUGGAACCCAGCCCCUGAACCCCAGCCUAAUGCUCCCCGCCUGGAUCGCCAUCGAGCCACCAGUGCAGCCCACCGGGGUCACCCUGGUCAACGUCUACGCCAGUCCCGACGACCAGAUGCUGUGGGCUCUGGACAGCAGGUGGAAUGUGCAUGUGCGCACCGGGGUCACCGAGGAGAUGCCCGUUGGCACCGGCUGGGAACAUGUGCCGGGGUUGCAGGCCUGCCAGCUGGCACUGAGCACCAGAACCGUGUGGGCCCGCUGUCCCAAUGGUGACCUUGCCCGCCGCUAUGGGAUCACAGACAAAAACCCUGCUGGUGACUACUGGAAGAAAAUCCCUGGGAACGCGCUGUGUUUCACAGUAACCUCCUCAGAUGAGCUGUGGGCAGUUGGCCCCCCUGGCUGCCUCCUCCAGCGGCUGACAAGGACAUUCAGCCACACACACAGCACCCCAAGGAGUGGCCAGGCAGCCGCCCCGCACCCCGAGGACCUAGAGGACGAGUGGGAGGUCAUCUGAAGGACCAGGUGCCUGGGCCAGGAGGAGGCCCACCUCGGUGGCUCUGCAGGUCCACGGAAGCUGGCCUCUUGACCCUUGUCCAGACAUACCCGGCUGUGCCAACACCCACACUUAUCCUCUGUGUGUUCCUGUCCUGUUCCAGAGCUCGCAGCCUCAGCUGAGUGCCCAGAACUGUCCCGCAGCAGUAGCACCAAUGGCUGCUCCCAAGGUCGCCUCCAGGUGGGGAUAGGGUUGCUGCCUGGCUGCAAGGAAAAUGACCCCGUUGGUGGAAGGCACAGGCCCUCUUGGCAGGAGCCAGAGCCAGGAUGGGGACACCUGGGCAACAGUGCAGGUGGCAAGGGUGCGGCCACCAUUACACAUCCCUGUCCCUCCCGGAAACAUGGCACCUGGCUUCACUCCUUGCUGGGCUGGGCAGGACCAAGUCUUCCACAUCUGUGGCCCUGGGUUGUGUGCAAUGAGAACACAGUGCCACAGCUCUGUCGCCCGUCACCUCCCCAACACCAGGGCCACAGGUGCUGGGCCAAGAGCUGCUUACUAGCCAGCUGGCCGGCGAGCUGCGUGCUGCCGUGUGAGCGACCCUGAGCUGGUGCUGCUGUGGCCCUCACAUAGCCAGGCCCAGCCUGAGCAUGGCUCUGCUAAGUAUUGCCUUUGUGUUUGUUGUAGUACAAACCCUCUUGAGAUACCUCAUCUGAAAUCCGACCUUACAAAUUUAGAACAGAAACACAUGUGAAAACUGGGGGAGGCAUCUGCCCCCUUCCCAAGCUUUGUCCUGUACCUGACCCACUGUGGUCAUAGGGGCCCUUGGGUUCACACCCCAGCAGUGGAAGCCAGUCCUGCCGUGGACGGUGGCCAGGGCCCACCACCCGGGCUCUGAGGGUCGGCGGGGGCACUGCCCACUGGCACUGAGCUCCACACUGGGGCCAGGCCAGUCCUGGCUGCCACAGCUGCUUUUUUUAGCUGUCUCUAUCUGGUGACACAUGAUGCUUGUUUCUGCUGAGCAAGCCAUCAGAAGCCCCAGGCCACAGGUGACAGUAGUAAAAUACAGGGUGUGACAGGGACUGCAGCCACCAGGGAGAAGAUGAGGUGUGGGACCAGAUUUUCAUCCCACUUCAUCUUCCAGAACCUUCCUCGGUGAGCCUGGUGUCAGCGCUGUCUUGCCCAGCCUCACGGCGGCUGCACCCUCCCAACCUGGAACUUUAGUGCAGUGACGCCAAGUCCAGUGAAUUCUUCAGCUUCUACCGUCAGCGUGGUGUUCAGUUUUCUUUCUGGUUUUCACCUUCAUUUGUGCUUUGAGAUUGUGCAAUAAACUUGACUUUUUGCAAACCCGGGCAGGUCUGGCCCCAGAGCCAGAAGGCACCCUCAGUGGUGCCCCCGAGGACUAGGCUACAGAUCUGGGGACCUGGCUAGUGGUGAAAGCCAUGCUCCAUUUGCAUUUGCCCAGGCAUGGCCCCUGCUGGGCUGGACGCACCCACUCAGCAAGCACAGGCUGUCUCCUCACAAGAUGGAGCAGCUCUGGAGGUGCAGGUCCCCAGCCAACAAGCAAAACCUACACCAGAAGUGCAUUAUGGGAACUAACAUUUGAAAAAGGUUACCUCCAAAGUCCUGGAAAGCAACCUGAGCAAGAAACGUCAGAGAUAUUGUCAAGAGAUGGUGAAGUGGAGGAGACAUGAAGCCUGAGGAGCCAGGCAUGGUGGUCACACCUGCCAUCCCAGCACUCUGGGAGGCUGAGGCAGGAGGGUUGUAAAUCUGAGCUGGGUCUGGGCACAGCAAUAGUAAGUGGAUGAAGAGAGACUUCAGACUAGAGGAGGAAAGGCUGUCUGAAUCACAGAUGGCAAGAGCUUUCUAAACUCAAAAUUUUAGAGGGUAGUGGGGCUAGGGAUGGGGGGGGUGUUCAGCCCAAAGGCUGUGUGGGUUUGCUUCUCAGUACUGAAACGAAAGAAAGCAGACCUGAUUAAGAGGAUUUGCUUCACGUUCCAGGACCGAGUGAACAUGCAGCGUGGGGUGGCAAGACAUCGCCCUGGGGGGAUGCGCUGAGGGAGCUGGCUGCGCUCAGCGCCAGGGGCCUUGCAGCUUCGCCCCCCGCCCAGGGUCCACGCAGGUGGCCUGGGGCCCAAAGCUCCGCUCGGCAAAGCUGCAGGCCCGUGCUGCCGGGGGAGGCCUUACAGCCGUGGAGCACUGCUGAGAGCAGUGACGUGUGGCCCCAGACAGACGGAGCCGCAGCGGGCAGCUCAGCAGGGCACGCCUAAGCUGCAGCAGGCAGCAGGAGUCAGGUGUGGGCGCAGUGGCAGCCUCCCAGCUGCUGUGACUCCCCGUAGUUCUGGG